AUGCUCAGUGCUCCUCGCUCACAGCUGCACACUGUGUGCCCCACGCUCACACGCUCACACGCUCACAACUGCACGCUCAGUGCUCCACGCCCACAGCUGCACUAUCACGCUCUUAGGUGCAGGCUCAGCUCCACGCUCACAGCUGCAUGCUCAGUGCUCCACGCUCAGGCAGCUGCAGCUGCAGCUGCAGGCUCAGUGCUCCACGCCCACAGCCGCAGGCUCAGUGCUCCACGCCCACAGCUGCAUGCUCAGUGCUCCACGCUCACAGCUGCAGGCUCAGUGCUCCACGCUCACAGCUGCAUGCUCAGUGCUCCACGCCCACAGCUGCAGGCUCAGUGCUCCACGCUCACAGCCGCAGGCUCAGUGCUCCACGCCCACAGCUGCAGGCUCAGUGCUCCACGCCCACAGCUGCAGGCUCAGUGCUCCACGCUCACAGCCGCAGGCUCAGUGCUCCACGCCCACAGCUGCAGGCUCAGUGCUCCACGCUCACAGCCGCAGGCUCAGUGCUCCACGCCCACAGCUGCAGGCUCGGUGCUCCACGCUCACAGCUGCAGGCUCGGUGCUCCACGCCCACAGCUGCAGGCUCAGUGCUCCACGCCCACAGCCGCAGGCUCAGUGCUCCACGCCCACAGCCGCAGGCUCAGUGCUCCACGCUCACAGCCGCAGGCUCAGUGCUCCACGCCCACAGCCGCAGGCUCAGUGCUCCACGCUCACAGCCGCAGGCUCAGUGCUCCACGCCCACAGCCGCAGGCUCAGUGCUCCACGCUCACAGCUGCAGGCUCAGUGCUCCACGCUCACAGCUGCAUGCUCAGUGCUCCACGCCCACAGCUGCAGGCUCAGUGCUCCACGCUCACAGUUGCAGGCUCAGUGCUCCACGCCCACAGCUGCAGGCUCAGUGCUCCACGCUCACAGCUGCAGGCUCAGUGCUCCACGACCACAGCUGCAGGCUCAGUGCUCCACGCUCACAGCUGCAGGCUCAGUGCUCCACGCUCACAGUUCCGCUUGAUUUUACCAAACAUUCGCUAUUUGCCCAAAUAUUGCGCACCAAAAAAGCAAUAA
This is a messenger RNA of Procambarus clarkii (red swamp crayfish), 1059 nucleotides long. Its product is annotated as zinc finger protein 433-like. Lineage: Eukaryota; Metazoa; Arthropoda; Malacostraca; Decapoda; Cambaridae. The record is from RefSeq and is a predicted model, not a curated record.